This is a messenger RNA of Brienomyrus brachyistius, 3901 nucleotides long. It is a transcript of the gene trpc2b, whose product is annotated as transient receptor potential cation channel subfamily C member 2b. The record is from RefSeq and is a predicted model, not a curated record. Gene Ontology annotation, cellular component: membrane; cation channel complex. Gene Ontology annotation, molecular function: inositol 1,4,5 trisphosphate binding; store-operated calcium channel activity. Gene Ontology annotation, biological process: calcium ion transmembrane transport; regulation of cytosolic calcium ion concentration; manganese ion transport. Lineage: Eukaryota; Metazoa; Chordata; Actinopteri; Osteoglossiformes; Mormyridae. The transcript has 13 exons. Bases 352 to 3054 code for a protein of 900 amino acids.
CCCUCAAAGACUCAAACAAGGCGUGAAAUUUUUUGACACUGUUGUGGCUUGAUUGGCCCAUUCCCGAGGGUGGGGGCCUCUCUCAUUGGUCUUUGACGGUUGAUGGUACCAGAUGCAGCAGCAGAAACCCCAGAGCGGGGUGGGGGAGGUGACUGUCAGAGAGAAGGUAGCGCAGGUAAAGUCCCAGCCCUUGUUCAAACGUCAGCACGGGCUACUGCUUGCACUGGCAGCAGUGGGUGUUUUCUGGGAGGCGAGUCUCAUGUCUCACCUGAGGAGGUUCUAGUGAGAGCCUGAGGACCAUCUCCCCGAUUCUCCAUCCCGACUCUGAGGCUGCUGCUCCCUGUUUGCAAGAUGAACAUGCAGAAUCUGACGGCGGAGCAGUGGCGGGAGAUCAUGAGCAGGAAGAUGCAUUUCCCUCCCGAGCUGAUCGGUGCCAUCCAGGAGGGGAACACGCCGAUGGUAUCGGACCUGCUGAAGAUCGGUGACGGCAUCAUCCGGCAGCUAGACGACUCUGAGGACCGGCAGUGGCGGGAGGCGCUGAAUCUGGCUAUCCGGCUGGGCAGUGAAGACACCAUGGAUGCCCUGCUGCGGGGAGUCAAGUUCGACUUCCGGCAGAUCCACGAGGCGCUGCUGGUGGCGGUGGACACCAACCAGCCGCAGGUGGUGAAGAAGCUCCUGGACCGGCUGGAUCAGGAGAAGGGGGUGGGCAACAACAAAGUGGAUGUGCGCUCUUUCUCGCUGGCCAUCUUUGACCACUCCAUCGACGACUCGCAGUUCGCACCCGGCGUGACGCCGCUGACACUGGCCUGCCAGAAGGACCUGUACGACAUCGUCACCAUGCUGACGCGCAAGGGCCACGUCAUCCCACGGCCACACCGCAUCUCCUGCGCCUGCCUGGAGUGCCGCAACGGGCGGCAGUACGAUCUGCUGAAGUUCUCGCUGUCGCGCAUAAACACGUACCGUGGCAUCGCCAGCCGAGCCUACCUCUCCAUCACCUCAGAGGACGCCAUGCUUAGUGCCUUCCGGCUCAGCAGGGACCUGCGCAGGCUCUCCAAGAAGGAACCCGAGUUCAAGCCGCAGUACCUGAGCCUGGAGGAGCUGUGCCAGGAGUUUGCCGUGGAGCUCCUGGGAAUGUGCCGCAACCAGAGUGAGGUCACCACCAUCCUCAACGACUGCGAGGACGACAGCGAGGACGAGGACGGCCUGGAUGGCCGGGCUUUCGAGGAGGGCAUCCCCAAUCUGGCCCGCCUCCGCCUCGCUGUCAACUACAACCAGAAACAGUUUGUGGCACAUCCCAUCUGCCAGCAGGUGCUCUCCUCCAUUUGGUGUGGCAGCCUCUCAGGCUGGAAGGGCAGCAAGACGGCCUGGAAGCUUUUUGUGUCCGUCGCCAUCUUCAUCACCAUGCCGUUCCUCUGCCUCAUCUACUGGUUCGCCCCAAAGUCCAAGAUUGGCAAGACGCUGAAAAUCCCCGUGAUCAAGUUCCUGCUCCACUCCGCUUCCUACCUCUGGUUCCUCAUCACGCUGCUGUGCGAGUCCAUCGCCAUGGAGAUGUUUCGGACCGAGUUUGCCUCACGCCACCAGAACAUGCUGCAUAACUCCCUGCACAUGGUGUGGGUGGUGGGCUUCUUCUGGUUUGAGUGUAAGGAGGUGUGGAUUGAGGGCUUGCGCACUUACCUCCUGGACUGGUGGAACUGCCUGGACAUGAUGGUCCUCAGCAUGUACCUGGCGUCCUUCUCCCUGCGUGUUGUCAUCGUGCUCAAGGGCUACUUAAUUUGCCAGGAACCCAAUCGCCUGCAAGAGUGUGCCUACUUCACACAGUCUGGCCGGGAGGAGUGGCGACAGGAGGACCCACAGCUGAUCGCAGAGGUGCUGUUUGCUGUGACCAGCAUGCUGAGCUUCACGCGCCUGGCUUACAUCCUGCCAGCCCAAGAAUCCCUGGGAACAAUGCAGAUCUCCAUUGGAAAAAUGAUUGACGACAUGAUGAGAUUCCUGUUCAUCUUGAUGAUCAUUGGGACGGCCUUCCUCUGUGGAAUCAAUAGCAUCUACGUGCCCUACGUCAUCUCUCCACGUCUGGGACAAUUCAACGAGACCUUCCGCUUCCUCUUCUGGACAAUGUUUGGAGUGGUGAACCAGGAGUACGUGGACAUGCCGGACUUCGUGGUGGCUGAGUUUGUGGGCCGGGUGCUGUAUGGCAUCUUCACCCUGAUCAUUGUCAUCGUCCUGCUCAACAUGUUGAUCGCCAUGAUCACCAACUCCUUCCAGAAGAUUGAGGAUGAUGCGGACGUGGAGUGGAAGUUUGCCCGCUCCAAGCUCUACCUCAAUUACUUUCGAGAAGGUCUCACCAUGCCGGUCCCCUUCAACAUCAUCCCCUCCCCCAAGGCUACCUUCUAUCUGAUACGAGGAAUCUUCCGGAGGAUCUGCUGCUGCUGUGAUUUCAACACGACACCGGACUACCCCCCCAUCCCCUCCAUUUCAAACGGGAUGUCAAACGAGGGGGAGAGUCGGUUGCCCUACAGACAGCAAGUGAUUCGGGCCCUGGUGCAGCGCUACAUCGAGUCGGCACGCCGGGAGUUUGAGGAGAGCAAGCGCAAAGAUGUGGGUAACCGGAUCACAGAGCUGAACAAAGUCGUGUCCAGGCUACACUCAGAGAUGAAACAGAUCCAGCAGGUGCUGAUGCACGGUAACUUCGGGGUGUCAGAUAGCGCCACCAGCGAGGGCUCCUCCAUGCUGGGCAAGUACAUCAUGGGGGCCAAGAACAACUUCCGGGGCUUCAACAGUGGUGGCCCUCCAAAGCACACCCCCCUGCAGGUGACUGUGCAUGAGAUGGAGAAUGAAGAAGAUAAGAAGGAAGAGGUUGUGGGGGUGGAGGCAACAACGGUGGAGAUAGAGGACCAGACCUAUGCAAAGGGAGGUGAGGACCAGGCUUCUUCCCCAACUGGCAGCAAGCGCUCCUGGGAUACAGGCUUUGGCUCCCAGGAAGGGGAGGAGUCAAUUGAGGGAGGGGCGGAGACAUCUACUACAACCCCAUCUGAGAACGGAGCUGACUUAAAUUAGUACUGGAUCAUUUGUGUCUGUUCUUUGGUGGAAUGCCUGGUCCAGGAUUAUCUGAAUAUCAUAGGUAAUGGAGCAGUUAUACUUGGUUAAAUAGUAAAAACAUUCUCUGUCUGACACUCCUCCUCGCUAACAGUCUCUGUCUGACACUCCUCCUCGCUAACAGUCUCUGUCUGACACUCCUCCUCGCUAGCAGUCUCUGUCUGACACUCCUCCUCGCUAGCAGUCUGUCUGACACUCCUCCUCGCUAACAGUCUCUGUCUGACACUCCUCCUCGCUAACAGUCUCUGUCUGACACUCCUCCUCGCUAGCAGUCCGUCUGACACUCCUCCUCGCUAACAGUCUCUGUCUGACACUCCUCCUCGCUAACAGUCUCUGUCUGACACUCCUCCUCGCUAACAGUCUCUGUCUGACACUCCUCCUCGCUAACAGUCUCUGUCUGACACUCCUCCUCGCUAACAGUCUCUGUCUGACACUCCUCCUCGCUAAUAGUCUCUGUCUGACACUCCUCCUCGCUAGCAGUCUCUGUCUGACACUCCUCCUCGCUAGCAGUCUCUGUCUGACACUCCUCCUCGCUAGCAGUCUCUGUCUGACACUCCUCCUCGCUAGCAGUCUCUGUCUGACACUCCUCCUCGCUAACAGUCUCUGUCUGACACUCCUCCUCGCUAGCAGUCUGUCUGACACUCCUCCUCGCUAGCAGUCUGUCUGACACUCCUCCUCGCUAGCAGUCUCUGUCUGACACUCCUCCUCGCUAAUAGUCUCUGUCUGACACUCCUGGACCCAUAGGGUCCCUGUACUUAAAGGUCAAAGAGAUGCAAGAAUAAACAAAUAAAAAGCUCUAUUAUUAGAA